GUCGCUUCAAUCCAUACCUUUCGCUCUAACUAUUUUGUCAUCGAUUUCGAGUCCCAGGCUCGUUUGUCUUGUGUACCUAAUUAAUUUACAUUUGCCGAACUGCAAUUUUUUCUAGCCCUGGUUAUUUGGAUUCAAUAAGUCAGCGACUGAAACCUGCAGCACCCUCGCAGACCCUGGUCAAUCUUUCCAGCUUCGACGAAAGUGUGUCUGUGUUACGCCUAUAAAAUGCUUGGGACAAUACCAGACGAGAUUGUUUCUCACAUCUUGCAGUACGUUCCACCGGAGGAUAACUUACGUUGUUUUCAAUACCUUUCUAGGCGACUUCAACGCCUGGCGAAUGAAGAACUUCUUUGGAGAUCUCAUUGCUGCCUAUGUUUCAAAUACUGGGAUGCGCAGCAUGACUUCAAGGGGAAACUCAAAUUAAAGGUUAAGGAGGUUGAUUGGAAGAAGCUAUGGAUCCUUCGGCGAAGACAGAACGAAAGAGUGUUACACCUCCUGGACGGCAUCCUGGAGUCAAAAGUUGGCCGCCUGCAAAAGUUUGAAAAGAUUUGUUUGCUGGGCUAUGAUGCUAAGGAUCUACUCCUGGAGCAAUGCCACGUCGAUGAGUCUGUAGAGGAUGUACUGGCCAGGAGGUACCACGCAAACGCGGCGUUGGGCAGCAUCCAUCGGAGCAUGGCCGUCAAAGAAUGGUCCAAGUUUCAGCAGCCAUACUCUGGCCCGCGACCGCUGGAGAGAGCCCUGGCCGGCUUCGAUAUGUUCGUCUUGCAUGACCAAGAGGGCGAUAUCGAUGAUAUACAAAAUGCUCUGGAUCGCUACAGUCGCAUGUUCCUUGAGAGCUGUCCCAACUUCAAAGAGUUGACAACUCGGGAAAAGGCACGGGCGCUGCUGUCCUGGGUAAGAUCGGAAAACUUAACCGGCAUGGAAGAUCCGGCCACCAACUAUCGAAACAUCCGCAACUGCCUCAUUGGCCAUGCUCUACUGGACGAAGGUCACCCAUCGCUGCCCCUGAUUUCAAGCGCCAUAUACUCCGCGCUCGCGCAAAGAGUAGGCUUGCGUUCCGAGUGCUGUGCUUUCCCAGCUCACGUACACGCUUCCGUCUUUGCACCUUCGAACGAAACCCUGGACGGCACACCGGUUGCGGACCCCACCGCAGAGCUGGAGGUCAUGUAUCUGGACCCAUUUGAGUCGGAUCACGAGAUCAACGUCGAGGACCUGCGCAUGAGACUGGAAGAUUUCGGCUGGGAGAAUGGGCGUGAUGCUUUCUUGAGGGCCUCCCCCGUUCCUGUUCUUGUAAAUCGCACGGCGCACAAUAUCAGGGUUUCAUAUGUUCGGUACCAGCACUCUUCUGAUGUCGAAGCAGCCAAGUUUUCGUUCCGAAGUGGAGACCCAUUCCACAACAUGGAGGCACUACUGUACUCGGUGCUCUGGGUCAGCCUCCUGGUGACUCCGACGACAUAUCAGCUAUGGGACAACAACCUGGAGCACUUUUUGAACCGCUUUCACAAGUACUUCAGCGAGGAUGCAUGGAUGGUGCGCAAAUACCUCGCGCCUCUGUACGACGAGUUUGCUGCCACGCACGGUCGCUAUGGCGCCGCAGCGCGUUCUUCCUGGGAAGACGUGCACCAGACGCUCGAUAUGGAGCAUAACCUGGACAUGCGCAUUCCAACUGUCAGCCGGCGGUACACUCAGGCCAUUCAGAAGAGCGUGCGCUAUCGUGUCGGACAGGUUUUCGUUCACAAGCGGUACGGGUUCUGCAGCAUCAUAAACGGUUGGACCGCCGAUGGCGUGAGCUCCAUUCCAAACCCACACGUUCUCCCCUUUGACGAAGGUCACAACCCGGCUGCUCAGGAAGAUAACGCCGGCGGAGUAACACCCAACAGUCAGGAAACUGAUGGCAGCGCCAGUGGUGAGAUUACUGGUCCUUCCGGCGGCACUCGUGAUCCGAUAUCGCAAAUAUUUUACACAUGCAUGAAACAUGACAUUGAUCGUAUGGUGGUUGCACAAGAUAAUAUCCAGCUCAUCACAGACCCGGACAAUGUCCCGGAAUCCCUGAUGCGGUCUGCCGGAAAGUUCUUCAAGCGUUUUGAUAGGGAGACGUGCACUUUUGUAUCCAACGUAAAGGAGUUCUUCCCGGACGACUAGAGCUAUUCAGUCGGCUCUUCUGAAGACGGACAAACGCAAUAGGGCCGGUCAGCCAUUAUUCAGAUCAGGCUUUAUGAUAUGUAACGGAAAUUAGAAUCAUCAUGGGCGUGGACACAUCUUUCCUUGGUCAGGAACUUAUGAUUGCGUUAGGGUCUAUGGAGUUGGCAGACAAUCUCUUGUCUCUGCCCUGGCCCAACUCGCGCAUGAUCCAUUCGUAAACAGCCCACUGCGCCGCGUUGACGAUAAAAGCCCGCAAGCUGCAGACGCCCAGACCCCUGAAGAAAACGCCGACGCCGCCUUCCCUGUAGGCUUGUCUGGCGAUCUCUACCGCCCCCAACCGCCGCUGCUGCGGCGCUUUCUGAGCCACUCCUUGGUCAACCCGACCCUCGCCUGCUGCAGGCGACAAAAGUGCUGUCCUCUCGGUACUGACCAACCCCUGCGCCGUCGCCGUUCUCGGCCCGGAAUUGGCAUUUAUCUGCUGCGCCU
Molecule: messenger RNA, 2628 nt
Organism: Pyricularia oryzae 70-15
Lineage: Eukaryota; Fungi; Ascomycota; Sordariomycetes; Magnaporthales; Pyriculariaceae
Product: F-box domain-containing protein
Exons: 3
Coding region: 226-2142 (638 amino acids)
Molecular function (GO): protein binding; DNA binding
Source: RefSeq, a predicted model, not a curated record